AUGCCAAAGACAGACAACAGUUUCGCAACCUACACAUCCAUGAUGCGGGUGACAAAGACUGGCAGACCGUUUGCAAAAGAUCUAUAUGACAUGUUUGCUGCAAUUUUGCUCCAAAUCAAACUCAAAGAUCACAGAGUCAUGUUUCGCACCUAUCCAUAUACGUUCACGACAGAUGAAGCUGCCAAAGUCAUGGAAUCCCUGGUCUUUACUCAUGUCCAUCGCAAUCCUGAUCCAGCCAACCCAUCCCGUCAAAUUGCCACGAGAACCACUACUACAUUCAUUAUGAACUUCAGCACAGCGAAGCACAUGCUUCAGCAGUUCUUGUCAGCUCGAUUGAUCGUCAGUGCCACGGACCCCGCAAAUUGGAGCAUUAGGGACAAAGGUCUGUGGUGCCCAACGCUCAAAGGCAAAUAUGUCCUGGAGGAAUUCACUGAUUCGACACAAGUGAAAAUGACAGACACUCUGAUUGCAGCUCUCAAUGCGCCUUACAUGUCUCCAGGGGCUUCCGGAAGCACAGGAGGUCGUAUCAUUACACUGGAUCGCAUGGUGGAUAAUGAUGAUCAGAUCACUUUCUCUCGCCCAAACAUGACAGCCGCUUUUAAAGCAAUGAUGUUUAGCAUUCCUCGAGAUGCUCUGUUGAUAGACGAUGUUGGAGGUGUCGAGAAAAAGAGCUUUGGUAUCUUUCAGUAUAGCUUUAUGGGCUCUCAUUGCAUCGAAUGGCUAUGUAACAGACUCACUGUAACAUCUGUGGAGGAGGCUGAAAGUGUUGCGGCUGAAUUUCUAUUGUUUGGUUGGAUUGCUCAAAUACUAAACAAGGCAGACAAGACAUAUGGCACCAAGGAAGAUGAGAUUGCAUUUCAUACUGCUCGCAAUGCUGUUUACUAUGUCACUGAAAGAGGCUGUGUAGUCACUGGUUGGAAGCUGCCUACAGCAGAAGUGCCGAUGCAAGGUGACAAUCAAAGCAACAGCAGUGGCCUCUCCUUGGAUUCAGAUGGUAGUAGCACCAAGAAGACUAUUCACCGUGGUGUCAGUAAGCCAACCCCAUUAGUGCCACCACCACCUUCAACAAUGCCAAAAUACAACUAUUACGACUCCAUGGAUAAAGAGAAUGCAAAGAAUCAAACCACUUUGGGCCUUACUGACAUGGUGCGACAUGACUCUGCAACUGCCAUGAUUGAGCAGGCUUUAUCCCAGUCAUCUAUCUCUCAGGAUAGUAGCUCAAUGGAAGGCGGCGUAGUAGUCCAAAGGCAUCCUCCUCAACGUCCACCGAGUAUGUCCAUCACAGACUCCACAGCAUCUCAAAACAGCACAGCAUCCAAUACCGCAGCCGCUAGCGUGAACAAGGAAAACUCUCAAUGGACUCGCCUCACACAAAUCUUGGAAACACCAUUGAUGCGCUUGUACUUUAGAGAGUUUUUGCGUUCCAACUACAGUGAGGAAAAUAUCAACUUUUGGGUGUCACACAAUAGACUAUUGAAGAAUCUAAAACAGAACAACAGGACCGUGUUAGAGCAGCUUGCAGAGUGCUAUACGAUCUACGAGACCUAUUUGGGACAUGAUGCUACAGCCGAUGUCAAUAUUGAUCACGUAUUACACCAAGAAAUCACAAAGUAUGUCAACACUGUGUUUGUCGUUGUCAACUCAACUGCAGCGAUAGGAACAACAGCAAAUACAGCUCCAGGAACGAACGGAUCAAUGCCACUCAAGAACCCUUACUUCAUCGUGGCACCAACAAACCAUCCUACACUUACAACAAAUCAGCCCGUCAAAUCCAGUAAAGCAUCCAACCGACUGCUGCUCAUACCGCCCUCAGUUUCAAAUGGCAUUAAGCAACGCAUUGUUACUAUUCGUGGUAUUUCUCCAGAAAGAUGCCUCAUUAGGCUUCUCAAACUGUUUGGCAAAGUAAAUGACCAUGUGUGCCGAAUGAUGGCAGAAGAUUCCGUGCCCAAGUUCAUCAAGACGGAAAGAUAUCAAAAGUUGAUUGCAAAACAACAGCAUGACGCUUUGGCUACGGAGACGGAUGAUGAGGAUGAUAGCGAUGAUAUUUCAUUUGAGGAUAGCAGUGAUGAAGAUGAGAAUCGACGUAAUAUCAUGCAUUUGACAACAGCAUUAUCGGCACAACGAUCUUUAAUGGAUCAUCAACGACACGAAACAAAUAUCAACGCCACUUCUUCUAUUACUACUAUCACCACUGCCUCUGCUAUAUAA
This is a messenger RNA of Mucor velutinosus, 2208 nucleotides long. RefSeq lists its product as uncharacterized. Lineage: Eukaryota; Fungi; Mucoromycota; Mucoromycetes; Mucorales; Mucoraceae. The record is from RefSeq and is a predicted model, not a curated record. The transcript has 2 exons. The coding region runs from base 1 to 2208 and encodes 735 amino acids. Gene Ontology annotation, biological process: intracellular signal transduction.